Messenger RNA from Rhodofomes roseus, 839 nucleotides. RefSeq names its product magnesium transporter. The transcript has 5 exons. NCBI's taxonomy places the organism in Eukaryota, Fungi, Basidiomycota, Agaricomycetes, Polyporales, Fomitopsidaceae. The record is from RefSeq and is a predicted model, not a curated record. Bases 205 to 516 code for a protein of 103 amino acids.
CCCCUCUCGCUGCACCGUCACCGAUGGCCCAAGCAUGGGGCGCCCGCCGCACCAUGAUCACGUGCCGGACAGUCCCGCCCUGUCCCGUCGCGUAACAGCCGCCUGGUCAUCGUCCCCCGUCCCGACCACCGCCCUCUGUCAGCCUACUUAGCCAGAAGGCCCGAGUCUGACGAAUUCGACGACUUACCUCCUUUUGACGACGCCAUGCUCGGAGACAUCAUGCUUUACGUGGCGACCCUCGCCAUCCUCCAUGCCGCAUAUUCCACGUACGAACACUUGUCCUAUCUCAAAGCUCUUGGACGACCAGAAGGGUCCUUGCCCCAAGACAUUGUGUUUGAAGCAAUCGCUGCGCUGAUACUCGGUAUCGUAGGGUCUGCAAUCCGGACACCUGAGCUGAGGGAGGUUACAUGGCGGAGUGAGAUGAAGCGCCGAUCUGCGGAAGAGCAGGAUCCGAGACUUUCCUUCACAACCUUCGCCCAGCGCGCCGGCAUUCUGCAAAGCUCCUCGGCUUCGUAGCGCUAGCCUUGCCAUCAGCUAUAUCCGUUCCCGCCCACCCGCUGACUUGGACUCGGAGGCGAUGGUGUACGAAGAUGCUGGCUGUGCUAGAGGUGUUGGCUGCUCGUCGUGAGUCAUGGUUCUUGAGUCAACUCGAGCCUGGCGACCUCCGUGCGACCCGUCGCGCAUGAUGUCGCUGCUGGUCCUCUCGGGAUGCUUUGUUUUCACUCAUGACAAUCGGCCUGACUGUGAACUCAAGCAUCUUCCGAUACGAUCGGUUGGCUUCGCACAUCCGAAGAAUUACAGCAGGCUUGCUAUAUAAUUACUUGGUUCUGCAAGUGCAU